AUUCCUCAGGGGGGUCCACGGGAGAUGAUGGGAAGUAGUUCUGGCGCGCAAGUUCGAGCUACGGGAAGCGACUGCGCGUGCGCGCGGCUCCCGGUUGGCUGACGGUCUCUGAGGCGCCGGGGCUCGGAUGGCUUCCCGGCGGCGGCAGGAGGAGACCCUCCGCUUCCAUGGCUUCCUCCUGCAAGUAUAUGAAGAAGGAAAGCAGAAUAAUACAGCUGGCCCUUCUAUUUUUGAGACUGACCUACGAGUCCAUUUGAUCAAUAAAGGCCAUACAAAUCCUUUAGAAAAGCUUUGGGACCCCAAUGGAACAUUUUUUAUUGUAGAGAAAAUGAGAUUACAUGAAGAAACCAGCAGUCUGGAAGAAUGGCAAAAUGGUGAGCCUUCAGUUUCUGAGGCUUUUCUGAAAGAGAAUUUAUCAGGAUCUCCUCUGGCCCUUUCAAGAGCAAGGCAGUUGAUUUCUUUCUACACAAUGUCUCAAAAUCCAAACAUGAAACAUUUACAAAUAAACCAUGCAGUGCAGCUUCCUCCACUCUGGGUUCGAUGUGAACCUUCUGACCCAAAAAAGACUAUUUGGCUUGGAGCAGAACCUUUGAGGAGUGGGAACAGCCUUUUGGGAAUCAGGCUUCACACUAUUACUUGCAACAGUCCUGUGUCAGAUAAUAAUUAUUCUAUUGGCUUGAAGGAACUGAAAGAAAAUCAUAGAAUGAGACAUCAUGCUUCAGAUCUGACAGUGGCAGGCUUUGCCCGAUACGGAUUUCUUGAAUCCCCUUCACUGGAUUCCUUGACUCGGGAGGAUUCUCUUAUUCCACUGGAGAGAAAUAUAUAUGCCGAUUUUGCUUGGGAGGGUGUGAAAAAAAUGCUGCAGGUCCCUCCUCCCUCAUCUACUGCUCUGCUGACACUUCAGAUGGCCUCUGGGAGCCUCUUGAGUUCUGUAUAUGAGCCAAACAGAGAAUUGCAGUUUCUCUUGAGUUUGGCUGAGAUUUUGAAGAAUGGAGUAAUAAAAUGGCCGAAUGCCCUGGGAAGAAAGUCUGCUGUCGAGCUAGUACAGAAACUUUUGAAAGACGUAAAAGAUGAAGUAGAUGGACUGAAGUCACACAAUGAAGAUGAUACUGAGGAUAACACUGCUGCAGUCAUUGGUUCCAUGAAAACGCUUUUCAGUCAGCGCGGAGCCCUUGAUUUCCUUGAACUGCUCUGGUGUAAUAUAUGGAGAAACGUUGCUUCGCACGAGGAACUAGUGGAGUGUCUUUCGUUGGUAAUAAGAGCCCUUCAGCAUGGAGAACUGCAGACCUGGAUUCAUCAAGAGAGUAAUAGCUUACUAAGCAAACUGAUCAAGCAAUCUUACCAUGGAAAGAUGGAAACCGUUUCUCUCGAUGGAGAUUCUCCCGUUCAGAUGCUUCUAGAAAUAGGCGUGGAUAAAAUGAAGAGAGACUAUAUCAGCUAUUUUGUGGGCAAAGAAUUUGCCAUACGGACUCAUUUGGAUUACUUCAUGUCCACUUCAGUAGAUCUUCAGGAACAGGUUCAUCGUAUCCAGAAACUACACCACAUGUUGGAAAUUGUGGACAACUGCUUAGACCUUCUCAAACUGGAGCAUGAGAGCCUCAUCUUCCUGACGCAGUCUUGCAUCAAUUACUAUAAAGAAAACCCUCUGAAUGAAAAGCAUGCAUUUCAGCUACCAGUCAAGACAAGUUUGGUGAAGGAAUUUUACCAAAAUGCUCAUCCUCAGAUAUGGAGAGUGGAAAUCAGCAGCGGUCAAGGACCAAAAAGGGUGAAAACAAUAUGGCAGCUUAGCAGCACGCCUCCAGCUGAACACGACCCGGCCAGCGGAGAUUCACUGGAUGACACCGAAAUUUGUGGCAACAAAGAGAAGCAUUUUAUCACUCUUUCUGAGUGCUCUCAAGUGGACUUCAUCUAAACACGUGCAACUCAUGAGUAGAGCUUCAUUGCAGUGCUCCGCUGCCUGUGUUGAAAUUCUUUCGCAGAAGACAGUUUUAAGGGGAAAGUGCAUUUUAGUGGAGAGCAGGAUGUUGAGCUUGGAGGGUCGCAUCCUCUGUAAAUACGAUGUAGGAGCUGUGGCAAACUUCCCAAUCCUGUGCCACCCAGGAACGUUUAACUAUGCUACGUCUUAUUUCUGCCUAACAAAUGCCUGGUGCAGGCUGGCGUGGGCUGCAAGAGGUUGUGCUUCUCUGGAGGACACAAGGACAGGCAGGGGAAGCCAUCCGAACUGUUUUUAUCUGUAGUACUAUAUAUCAGAAUGGGGGAAGACAGGGAGCACCUGUAAGAAAGCAGGAAUAGAUUAAGAGAUUACCAUCAACUGGUUGUAAAAAAAUGAAAUAAUCAGGCAUAUCUGAUUUCCCAAAACUCUCAGUACUUCGUUUUUGUAACUCUGUUUUAAAAAGUUGUGUUGGUUUUUGAAACAACCUGAGAUUAGCUAGCUCAGGGGUCUCCAAACUUGGCCACUUAAGACUUCCCCAUGCCGACAGGGGAAUUGUGGGAGUCGAACCCCACAAGUCUUAAAGUUGCCAAAUUUGGAGACACCUGAUUACUAGCUUCUAAUCCAGUAUCUUUGAAAGGUCAUUCUUCUUAAUAAAUGACCCAGGAAAAGGUGAAUUUCCUGCCAAGAUAUUCAGUGAUUCCUGCCAGUUAAUUCAGUUCAAAAUUCAGACUGAUGGAGUUGUACAAAUUUGUGGAACUUUGCAAAGUAGAAGUAAUUUCCGAAGCCUGUCACAGAGUUGGAACGUGGACCCCUUUAUCCUCUCUCUUGGGAAGGGAAAUUGAAAGACAAUCCCAACGGCUAUGAUCUCUAUAUGCAAGUUUCAGCCUUGAACUUUGGACCCAAAUAUGUGGGCUAGGCAGAAGGUUUUAGGCUGGGAGGGAGAGGGGUAAAAAAGACCAGGACACAAGCAGUGACGGUCACUAAGGGGAGGAGAGGAGCCUGGCUUACAGCCCAGGGAAGAGGAGCCGAAUGACAGGAAGGCCACCAGCUUUGCCCAAGAGACCUUCCCCAUUUUGUGUGAGCCAAAUCCAGGGGCCAAGAAAAUGUUCCAUAUUCUGAUUCUAUUGAGCUGUAGCCCACCAGGAAUGAUUUUGGUGGCAUUUCUGUGCCUUUGAAUUCGGUAGGAAACACUGCAUUUUUGUGCACAGCCAUAAUAGUUAAGUUGGCUUUUAACUAGUUUUGGGAUUGUUGGGAAUUUUAGCAUUGCCUCAUUGAAAUGUAUUUUACGAGCCACCAAGGAUUGGGUGGCAUAUAUUUAUAUUUGCUAAAUAAACCUA
Messenger RNA from Pseudonaja textilis, 3270 nucleotides. RefSeq names its product zwilch kinetochore protein (gene ZWILCH). Gene Ontology annotation, biological process: mitotic spindle assembly checkpoint signaling; protein localization to kinetochore. Gene Ontology annotation, cellular component: RZZ complex. NCBI's taxonomy places the organism in Eukaryota, Metazoa, Chordata, Lepidosauria, Squamata, Elapidae. The record is from RefSeq and is a predicted model, not a curated record.